Messenger RNA from Fimicolochytrium jonesii, 2089 nucleotides. Its product is annotated as UV damage repair endonuclease. Bases 147 to 1850 code for a protein of 567 amino acids. Gene Ontology annotation, cellular component: nucleus; mitochondrion. Gene Ontology annotation, molecular function: endonuclease activity. NCBI's taxonomy places the organism in Eukaryota, Fungi, Chytridiomycota, Chytridiomycetes, Spizellomycetales, Powellomycetaceae. The record is from RefSeq and is a predicted model, not a curated record. The transcript has 2 exons. Gene Ontology annotation, biological process: nucleotide-excision repair; response to UV; mitochondrial DNA repair.
CCAACAUUUUCCGCAUACAUCCAAGUUUUUACCCGUUCGCAGAAAGCAACGCAUAGCAACUUUUUUCCCCUGGGGAUUUAAUCCUUCAAAAGGGAGAAGCAUCAAGAACUUCCGUCUCUUGGAAAUACCGCCGUUUUUGAACAGCGAUGGCAACUUUAUCUGCCGAAGGCGCCGUUGCGCUUCCUAAGAGGUCGAUGUCUAACCUGACGACAACAUACCACGGGCGACUUGGAUACGCCUGUCUGAACACCGUUCUCCGAGCUCAGAAUCCAGCCAUCUUCUGCUCUCGUACCUGCCGUUUAGCCACCGCGAAAGAGAAGGGACAAGACUACCUCAACGCAUUAUGUCUAGCCAACGCAAAGAACAUUUUGCCGAUGCUCAAAUGGAACGACGCUAACAGCAUAAAGUUUAUGCGGCUGAGUUCGGAGAUGAUGCCGUUCGCAAGCCAUCCGGAGGUCGGAUACAGCAUUUAUGAUGUUCCAGGAUUGGUCGAGGUGUUAGAGGAGGUCGGAGCAUAUGCGAAGGCGAAAGGCCAUCGUCUAACUUGUCAUCCAGGGCAAUAUUGUCAAUUGGCGUCUCCGCGAGAAAUCGUGUUCGAGAACGCCCUUCUAGAGCUGCGGUAUCAUUGCGAUAUGCUGGACAUCAUAGGAUUAGGGAAGGAGAGCGUGAUGAUCAUACACGGGGGAGGCGUCUACGGGGACAAAGCAGCAACGCUCCUCCGGUUCCGAGAACGAUGGAAGCUGGUUCCAGAAGACAUCCAGAAGCGCAUCGUUCUCGAGAAUGACGAGAUGUGCUACUCGGUCGAGGAUUUGCUACCCAUCUGCGAAGACCUUGACAUCCCACUGGUGCUGGACUGGCACCAUGCUGCCAUCAACCCAUCCGAGCAUCCGUCCACCCACUACCUCCCCCGCAUCGACGCGAUAUGGCACCGUCGCGGGAUAAAACCGAAGCAGCAUCAUUCCGAGGGUCGUCCAGGUGCGGAGACCAUGCAGGAAAGAAGAGCACAUUCAGCUCGUAUCGAGCGGUUGCCUCCUUGUCAAGAUAACGUUGACCUAAUGAUCGAGGCGAAAGACAAAGAGCAAGCGGUUCUUCAGCUGUUCCGUCAAUAUGGCCUCCAACCCGUCGCUGACGAAUACCCGAUCUCUCUCGAACGGCAAGCGGAGCUCGCGAAGCUGGCCAAAAGGGCGAACGCGAAAAUCACGUUGGAGGUUGAUCUGAAGGUAGAGGUGGAUGAAGGCGGAAACGAAAUCGCGAAGCCCAAAUCGCCGCCGAAGAAGCGGAAGGCCUCGAUCAAGAAGAGAGUUCGGGUCACGGAGGAAGAGGAGGAUGAUGUAGACGAGGAAGAAAGGACAAUUAAACCUGUACGCAACCCACGGAAGAAAGUCAAGGAUCUCGUGAUUGAGGAGAAGACGGAGGUUGAGGAGGGACCGACGCAAACUCGGGGUGGACGCACUGUAAAGAAAGUGGUGUACACGGAGAAGAUCGAAUUGGAUGAGGAGGAGCAGGCCGAAGUUGCUAAAGCAGCCCCGAAGCGAAGAAAGGUGGCUACGAAGGCGAAAACGGUCGGGGCAGAGACUCCGGAAACCAAGACUGGUCCCGCGAAACGGAAGCGUGGCACGGCGAAAACGCCCGCAUCGGAAGCAGACGGCGAAGCAAACAUCGAAGAGUCUAUUGCAUCCACCGACCCGAAAGCCAAGAAGGUUGCACCCAAAAGGGCUAAGCCCGCACAAGAUGAGGAAGCAGCUACCAUUCGGGCAGCCGCGCCGGUCAGGCAAAGCAGAAGGCUCAGCAAACCCAGAAGUCCUAAGCUUGAUGGAAGGCAAAGCAGAGGAGCCAACAUCCGUGCCUGAAGCCACAACGAAGCCGAAGCCUCCGCGGACCCGGGCAAAGCAAGUCUAGCAGUAUAUGGAAUGCCAAUAAUUCGUGAAGCAGAACUGCGGGGCUGUCUCUUCGAGGGGCCUUUGAGUAUGACCCCCGCUUGGCCUUUGUUGCUUUUUGGAGGUGCACUUCCUGUUGUUUUUGAUUGCAUAUCUUUAUAGCGUACCAUUGAGGACCCCGGCGUCGUAGACAGACUGCCAAAAUAAUGGAC